AUGGGCAUGUCGCCAUAUAGGUUGGUUUUUGGGAAGGCAUAUCACCUUUCGGUGGAACUUGAGCAUCGGGUUUUCUGGGCCAUGAAGACACUGAAUAUGGACAUGGCAGCAGUAGGAGAAAAGAGAUUGCUGCAAUUAAAUGAGAUGGAAGAGUUCAUAAAUGAGGCAUAUGAGAACACCAAAAUUUACAAGGAACGGACAAAGGUUUGGCAUGACAAAAACCUUGUUAGGAAAGAAUUUCAUCAGGGUCAGCAGGUAUUAUUAUUUAAUUCAUGGUUGAAGUUGUUUCCAGGCAAGCUGAAAUCGAGGUGGUCUGAGCCUUACACUGUUGUUAAGGUGUUUCCAUAUGGCGCAGUUGAAGUAACUAGUGAGAAGACCAAUAAUUUUAAGGUGAAUGGGCAAAUAUUGAAGCUCUACUUGGGUGGUCAAUUUGAUCAGGCCAAGUCUGUCAUCCUCUUGAUGCCACAAUGA
Humulus lupulus (European hop) is the source of this 471-nucleotide messenger RNA. RefSeq lists its product as uncharacterized. The transcript has a single exon. NCBI's taxonomy places the organism in Eukaryota, Viridiplantae, Streptophyta, Magnoliopsida, Rosales, Cannabaceae. The coding region runs from base 1 to 471 and encodes 156 amino acids. The record is from RefSeq and is a predicted model, not a curated record.